Molecule: messenger RNA, 1176 nt
Organism: Temnothorax curvispinosus
Lineage: Eukaryota; Metazoa; Arthropoda; Insecta; Hymenoptera; Formicidae
Gene: Vha36-1
Product: V-type proton ATPase subunit D
Exons: 4
Coding region: 1-738 (245 amino acids)
Cellular component (GO): proton-transporting V-type ATPase complex
Molecular function (GO): proton-transporting ATPase activity, rotational mechanism
Source: RefSeq, a predicted model, not a curated record
AUGUCAGGCAGAGACAGACUACCGAUUUUCCCCUCUCGGGGGGCCCAAAUGUUGAUGAAGUUUCGCUUACAAGGAGCACAAAAGGGACAUGGAUUGUUGAAGAAAAAGGCAGACGCACUGCAAAUGCGCUUCAGAAUGAUACUAGGGAAAAUCAUAGAAACCAAAACUCUGAUGGGUGAAGUGAUGAAGGAGGCAGCCUUCUCGUUGGCAGAAGCAAAAUUUGCUACGGGAGAUUUCAAUCAGGUGGUUCUGCAAAAUGUGACGAAAGCACAGAUCAAGAUCCGUUCUAAGAAAGACAACGUUGCCGGUGUGAACCUACCGAUAUUCGAGUCCUAUCAGGAUGGAACGGACACUUAUGAAUUAGCAGGUCUGGCCAGAGGCGGUCAACAAUUGUCCAAACUGAAGAAGAACUAUCAGCGGGCAGUGAAAUUGCUCGUAGAACUGGCGUCGCUGCAAACGAGUUUUGUUACUCUCGACGAAGUUAUCAAGAUCACGAAUCGACGUGUCAAUGCUAUCGAGCACGUUAUCAUCCCACGAAUUGAGAGGACGCUAGCCUAUAUUAUUUCAGAGCUUGAUGAGCUCGAAAGAGAGGAGUUUUAUCGGCUGAAGAAGAUUCAGGAUAAAAAGAAGAUUGCCAAGGCAAAGGCUGAAAUAGAAAGAGCAGAAAUGAUUGCAACUGGACAAUAUUCUGACGCUGCAAAUCUGCUUGAUGAGAGCGAUGAUGAUGUGCUGUUUUAAAUACUGUAAAUAUUACAUUAUAAAUUAAGAUGUUAAUAUCUAAAUAGAAAGAACAUCCAUAAAUUACAUCGGAACCACGACAGUCUCGUUUGUACAUUUUAGAGAAUGUCGUUGGUAGUCCCUUUUCCGCUUUAAAAAAGCCAUUGUUAAUAUUGUUUAUUUCUCGAAAGAUACAUUUUUAUAGUAUUUGUUGGGCAGCAAUUUGUAUAAAUUAGUAAUUAUGUAUCAUGCAUGUAAUUAUGUAAUAUGCAUACAAUAUCAACGCAAUUACUUCUUACAGUUAAAAGUAUUCUGAGUAUUUUAAUUUUAAAAUAACGAACAGAGUUUAUUAUUUUAAUUCCAUAUAUCGCAAAUCAUUCCAUCAUCAUUCGUAUCAUUUCUGGCUUUUAUGAUGCGAGGAAUUGUACAAUCCGAUAAAUAAAUAUAUGUAUAUGUAUA